GCGAGCACUUCCGGAAUCUCCGGGCCGCUUGGCGUGGUUGGCCUGCCAAAGCCCGAUUCUUGCCUCGCGUGCGAGGCCCCGAUUCGCUCGUGAUCUCGCGCGCCUCCGUCCCCCGGCCUCAUGGCCGGGCUGACCCUGUUUGUGGGCCGCCUGCCGCCCUCCGCCCGCAGUGAGCAGCUGGAGGAGCUGUUCAGUCAGGUGGGGCCGGUGAAGCAGUGCUUCGUGGUGACUGAGAAAGGGAGUAAGGCAUGUCGAGGCUUUGGCUAUGUCACUUUUUCUAUGCUGGAAGAUGUUCAGAGGGCCCUCAAGGAGAUUACUACCUUUGAAGGCUGUAAGAUCAACGUGACUAUUGCCAAGAAAAAACAGAGGAACAAGUCCAAGGAAAAGGGGGAAAAUGAAAAUUCAGAACCCCCAAAGAAGGAGCUGAAACCUAAAAAACCCAAACUAGCAGAUAAGAAAGCCAGAUUAAUUAUUCGGAACCUGAGCUUUAAGUGUUCAGAAGAUGACUUGAAGACAGUAUUUGCUCAGUAUGGAGCUGUUCUGGAAGUAAACAUUCCCCGGAAGCCAGAUGGAAAGAUGCGUGGUUUUGCUUUUGUCCAGUUCAAAAACCUUCUAGAAGCAGGAAAAGCUCUCAAAAGCAUGAACAUGAAAGAGAUAAAAGGACGGACAGUGGCUGUGGAUUGGGCUGUGGCAAAGGAUAAAUAUAAAAAUACACAGUCUGCCUCUGCCCCAGGUGAGGAGAAGAGGCCUGAACCUAAACAUCAGGAAUUAGGUAAAGAGAAUGGCAGCGAAGAAAAGGAUAUGGAAGAGGAAGAGGGAGAAGAGGAUGACACAGAAGAGGAAGAAGAUGAGGAGAGGGAAAGGGAGGAGAACAAAGAAACAAGGGUGACCAAGCCUGCAAAAAUUCAAAAGAGAGCAGUCCGGAGGGCCGCGCCUGGCGAGAGCAGUGAGGAGGAGAUUUCUGAUGACGACAGUGACCUGGGGGAAAGAGAGAGUAUCGAUGGUGGAGAGGAACUGGCUCAGAGUGAUACCAGCAGUGAAGAGCAAGAGGACGAAGAUGUGCAAGUCUCAAAGAAAAAGAAGAGGAAAUUACCCUCUGACGUGAAUGAAGGGAAAACUGUUUUUAUCAGAAACCUGUCUUUUGACUCAGAGGAAGAAGAACUCGGGGAGCUCCUCCAGCAGUUUGGAGAUCUUAAAUAUGUCCGUAUUGUCUUGCAUCCAGACACAGAGCAUUCUAAAGGUUGUGCGUUUGCCCAGUUCAUGACUCAAGAAGCAGCUCAGAAAUGCCUUGAAGCUGCUUCUCCAGAGACUGAGGGUGGUGGGCUUAAACUGGAUGGCCGGCAGCUCAGGGUCGACUUGGCAGUGACCCGUGAUGAGGCUGCAAAGCUCCAGACAAAGAAGGUGAAGAAGCCAACUGGAACCCGGAACCUCUACCUGGCCCGAGAAGGCUUGAUUCGUGCUGGGACUAAGGCUGCCGAGGGUGUGAGCGCUGCUGAUAUGGCCAAAAGAGAACGGUUUGAGCUGCUGAAGCAUCAGAAACUCAAGGACCAGAAUAUCUUUGUCUCCCUGACCAGGCUGUGCCUGCACAACCUCCCAAAGAGUGUGGAUGACAAAGAGCUCAGAAAGCUGCUGCUGAGUGCCACCCGAGGGGAGAAGGGGGUGCGCCUCAAGGAGUGUAGGGUGAUGCGAGACCUCAAAGGAGCACUUGGGAAGGUGAAGGGUCAGUCCCUGGGCUACGCCUUUGCAGAGUUCCAGGAGCAUGAGCAUGCCCUGACAGCCCUACGCCACAUCAACAACAACCCAGAGAUCUUUGGGCCUCUGAAGAGACCAAUAGUGGAGUUCUCUUUGGAGGAUCGAAGGAAACUUAAAAUAAAGGAACUGAGGAUUCAGCGCAGCCUGCAAAAAGUGAAAUCCAAGCUUGCAACUGGUGGGCCCCAGCAGGAACAACCAGCCCUUGGAAAGGACCAGCAGCGGCAACAGAAAGCAGCUCAAAACCACACACAGGAACAAACCAAGGCCCCCCUGGAGCAGAAGGGGAGGGUGCAUCCGACCUCGUGGACAGGGUUCCAGACCAAGGCUGAAGUGGAGCAGGUGGAGCUGCCUGAUGGAAAGAAGAGAAGAAAGGUCUUAGUGCUCCCCUCACACCGAGGCCCCAAAAUUAGGCUGCGGGACAAAGGCAAGGUGAAGUCUCUCCCCAAAAAGCCAAAGCCCCAGAUGAACCAGCAGAAGCCAGAGAAGCAGACCUUACCUCCCAAGCAGGCCCUUGGGAAAAAAGCUAAGGGAAAUAAGACCGAAAUCCGCUUCAACCAGCUGGUCGAACAAUACAAGCAGAAAUUACUGGGACCUUCUAAAGGAGCACCUCUUGCAAAGAGGAGCAAAUGGUUUGACAGUUGAUGGUGGCAACGGACUGGAUAAGAAGCUGGAUUCUUGGUCACGCUCCCAGGUCGCCACCCCUUAAUGUUAUUCUCUGAGGGAAGGACACCCUCCCCUUCCUCCCCAGGGCACCGCCACUGUUGGGAGGCCCCUUGGGCUGUGCACAUUUGAACUUUGGACCCCUCCUCAGUGCGUGAUUAGUGAACCACAAAGAGAAAUCUCAGAAAAACAUCGAUGCUUUUUGUGUAUUAUCCAAGUUACUGUGUGAAUUGUGUCUGUAAUUAUUACCCAUUCAGUCCUUUGUUUCUCAAAUGGAAAACAGUAGGAAAGAGGUUUCUUGAGGGCUGAAUUUUUAAGAUGUGUAUUUUGUUAAGUGUUUCCUUUAAAUGAGGUAUUUUUUGGCUUUUUGAAUAACAAACUUAUUUCUCAUUUCUAAUA
Molecule: messenger RNA, 2811 nt
Organism: Mustela lutreola (European mink)
Lineage: Eukaryota; Metazoa; Chordata; Mammalia; Carnivora; Mustelidae
Gene: RBM28
Product: RNA binding motif protein 28
Exons: 19
Coding region: 121-2394 (757 amino acids)
Molecular function (GO): RNA binding
Source: RefSeq, a predicted model, not a curated record